UUGUUAUUGCGUAAUAAAAUAAAUAUUUAAUUAUAGCGCGCAUAUGGUUUAUCAGAAGGAACUGCUGCUGUGGCAUUGACAAGUCUUAAUAGUAAUCGUGAUGAGGUUUUAGGAGGAUUUAUGGAACCCAUUGCUGGUAUAGAGGUGAAGAUUAUUGAUAGUGAAGAUCAAUUAGUUCCAAGAAAUGUAACAGGGGAAAUCUGCACAAGAAGUCGUUUGGUGUUCCAGGGUUAUUGGGGAGAUCAAGAAGCAACAGCAAAAGCAAUCGAUAAAUUUGGCUGGCUUCAUACUGGUGACAUUGGUAUUAUGAAUGACAAAGGAUGGAUAAAUAUUGUUGGAAGAUUUAAAGAUAUUGUGAUUCGGGGUGGAGAAAAUAUAUGUGUCAUAGAAAUUGAAAAUUUUUUGAGUUGUCACCCUGCUAUCUUAGAAUCUUAUAUAUGUGGAGUUCCUGAUGAACGAUUAGGAGAAGAAUUAUGUUGUUGGAUUCAUGUUAAACCUGGAAUGACCCUGACCGAAGAAGAUGUAAGAAAAUUCUGUCAAGGAAAGAUAAGCUACUACAAAAUUCCUCGUUAUAUUUUGUUUGUUGAUGAAUUUCCAAAAACAAAAACCGGAAAAGCCCAGAAACAUGAAAUGGCUAAAAUAUCAAUAGAAAAAUUAGGUUUGUGAUGUAAAUUGCCUGUAUUGGAAUGAAUAGGUUUUAUAUAUAA
Messenger RNA from Parasteatoda tepidariorum (common house spider), 707 nucleotides. RefSeq names its product medium-chain acyl-CoA ligase ACSF2, mitochondrial. The record is from RefSeq and is a predicted model, not a curated record. Gene Ontology annotation, biological process: fatty acid metabolic process. NCBI's taxonomy places the organism in Eukaryota, Metazoa, Arthropoda, Arachnida, Araneae, Theridiidae. Gene Ontology annotation, molecular function: medium-chain fatty acid-CoA ligase activity.